AUGAAUAGUAAAGAUAAUAGUAAUAUUGGUGAUGAACCAUAUUUGUCGAUACCAGACUCAGAGAUUGUCGUCCCACUGGCAAUUGACAGCUUCUUGAGAAAGAAGUUGAAGGAACAGACAUUGGUAGAUUGUGAAGUACCCGUCAAGGAGUUUGCAAGAUGUACAGAGGAUAAACUGUUAUCAGUCAUAUGGGAAUGUAAAGAACUACAACAAAAGAUGAAGGAUUGUUUAAGUGCACAUACUACACCAGAGAGAUUGAUGGAAUUGAAGAGAGAAUGGAUAAAUCAUACAAAGAAGAAGAUGUACGAGAAGAAGAUGAAGGAUGAAGUGUUGACAACAUCGAUGUCAUCAGACGAUAAACAAUCAAAGUAG
Molecule: messenger RNA, 372 nt
Organism: Acytostelium subglobosum LB1
Lineage: Eukaryota; Evosea; Eumycetozoa; Acytosteliales; Acytosteliaceae
Exons: 2
Coding region: 1-372 (123 amino acids)
Cellular component (GO): mitochondrion
Source: RefSeq, a predicted model, not a curated record